AGGCCCACACAUACAGCCUCCUCCCCCUCUGAACACACGAGAUGACCAUCGCAGGAUCCUCUGAGCUCCAUCAGAGUCACACCGCGGAUCACUGAGUGCAGGCAGGCGGUCCGACACAACCCAGCGCGCGGGUCAGAAAAGGAAGGACGAGGGUGGGGGGUUGCAAAACAUUUCGGAUUAGACGCUUCAGCUAUGAACAUCCACAACGUUAAGUAGAAGUUAACGGAGCUCUCACACCAUAAACGCGUCGAGGAUGAACGGGACUGCAGCGGCCACUGGAUCGGCUUCUUGCCGUUUCGCCCACUAUUUUGUUGUGUGUGGAGUGGACACGGAGACGGGCCUGGAGCCGGACGAUGGAGCAGGCGAGGGCUUUGAGCAGAGCCCCAUUCGACGGUCGUUCAAGUCAAAGGUUUUGGUGCACUACCCCGAAAGCACAGACAGGAACCCCUUCAAUAAAGAUGCUGUCAACAUGCUCUGCAUGCCGAGGGGUCUUUCCUUCCGCACACAAGCAGACAGGCUCGAUCCUCAGUUUCACUCAUUCACGAUGUCUUUUGAUGACGGUACACGUUCCUACGGCUUCGUCCACACCUUCUAUGAGGAGGUGACCGGUGCUCAGAUCAUCACUGCCAUGCAGACUCUCUACCAGAUGCACCAUGUGGAGCACCAUUCAGCUUCAUCUGUCUCCUCUCCCUCUUCCUCGUCUGCGUCCUCGCCCUCCACCUCCAGCAUGGACUCCCUUGUGAGCAGCUUGGAUGAGUCAGACGCUGAGUCUCUGGCGGGGGUGUCCGCCUGCUUCGGCUGCGCAGGCUCCUUCGAUCCAGCACGGGACACUCUGUACGUGUCCAAAGCCCUCUGCCUCCUUACGCCGCUUCCCUUUCUUCAAGCUGCUCGACAGUUUCUGUCUCAGCUUCACCAGGCCGUGACCUCACACACAGCCCCACCCCUCCCGAUAGAGAGCUACAUCCACAACAUCCUGUACGAGGUGCCUCUGCCUCCUCCUGGCAGGUCACUGAGGUUCCACGGGGUGCAGGGACCCAUUGUGUGCCAGCGGCCCGGGCCGGGUGAGCUUCCGCUGGGGGAGUACCCUCUUGGAGAGGCGUUCUCCCUGCUGGGUGUGGACAAUAUGGUGCAACUAAUUACCUGUGUACUUCUGGAGACACAAGUCCUGCUUUGCUCUCAAGACUACCAGCGUUUGAUGACAGUGGCAGAGGGCGUCACCACCUUGCUAUUCCCAUUCCAGUGGCAACACAUCUACCUGCCCAUUGUUUCUGCACCGCUACAUCACCUCCUUGAUGCUCCUGUGCCAUUCUUGUUGGGUAUCCAGCGCAGAGAGGGAGCUCAGCGAUCCUCCCUCCACCUGCCACAUGAGGCCAACCUCUGCUUUGUGGACAUUGACAACCGCUGUGUCGAGGUCCCCGAGGACCUCCCCGUGUUUCCAGAACAGGCCGAGCUAAUCCAGGAGCUGAGUGAGGUACUGCUGCGUUUUGGGCUCCCUCCACAGGGCGGUGUGAUCACCAAGCCCGCCACCGCCUCCCCUCGCAUGAGCAGCCUGGUGCUGGAGGAUCUAAUGGAGGACAGAAGGAACGGGAACCUCGGAGGCGAGGAGCUGGCGGUACUGGAGAGGCUGCAGGCUCUGGCGCGGAGGUGCGGAGCGGAAAAGAUGUCAGAUGGAGGGAAGACGCUGGGACACGUGUUUGAGGAAGAGGAGGAAGAGCUGAAGGCUGCGAAGCUGAACGUUCAGUUGAGGGAAGUGUUUGCUGGACGUUUUGCUGCCAUGUUUGGCAAGUAUGAGGAGUUUGUCAUCCACAGCGCUCUUGAUUUGGACUCCUGGUUGAGCAACCGAGAGGGGACGUUCAGCUUUGACAAGGGUUCCUUCCUCUCAGUUCAGCCUGCGAGCCACUUGCACUUCUUGUCCCAGUUCCUGGAGACAUCCAUGUUUUCUUCCUUCGUGGAUGGGAAGGUGAUAUCGCGCUGGGCGGAUAGAGAGCCACUGCAGCAGCUUUUUGACAGCCGUUUGGAGAGAGAACGACUGUACGACACAGACACAGAGGAUUCCCGUAACUGUCGCUACAGGAAAUGCACCACGGUCUUUGAGUCAGCUCAGGUCAUUGAGCGCAGACUGAUGAAGGCUGACCAUACAGCCAUACACCCCCACCUGCUGGACAUGAAGAUCGGCCAGGGUCGUCACCAGCCGGGCUACUUCCCUAAGCUGCAGGCGGAUGUGCUUGCACAGGGACAAAACACCAACAAGUGGUCCGGCCGUGUUACAGCAUCGCGCAGGACUGACCUCAAGAGAUCAACGGUGAUUGAACACUCAGGAGUGGACAACGAACAGAGACAGAAGCACACAUUUGCGAGGAAGAACCUCCGCCAGUCUAAGCUACUGGAUCCGUCGCUUCGAGCUGUCACUCAGACUCACCGAGAGUUUGCUGAAGGGCUGCUGAGCGAGUGUCGUCUGAAGACCAAACGGAUGUUGAUGGAGAGGAUGGGGAAGGAGAGUGUGGAACUGGGUCAGGGAGAAGCCAACAUCACAGGCCUGCAGGAAAACACGCUCAUCCACGGUCUGUGUGACCUACUGGAGAGAACCUGGGGCCAUGGUCUGCAGCUGAAACAGGGGAAGUCCGCUCUUUGGUCCCAUCUGCUUCACUACCAGGCGGCCCGGGGGAAGACGGAGACACCCGCUGAGUCUCCAGGGUCUAGCGGAUCAUUUGAUGAUGGCACUCUGCUCCUGAGAGGAUCGUUAAUACAAGAUAUGAGGUUUAUCCAGACCAUGAGUGAGGGUCUGUCUGAGGUGGGUCAGGCUCGGGCCUGGAUCCAUCUGGCUCUGGAGAAGAAAAUGCUAUCCCAGCACCUUAAAGAGCUGCUAACAAACCAGGAGCUGCUUAGGCAGCUGUAUAAACCUCAUGCAUUCCUGCUCUGUGAAGAAGAAAGGGAGCAGUUUCUGUUCCACCUGCUCUCUCUCAACACUGUGGACUACCUCUGCUUCACGCGUGUCUUCACCUCCAUCAGUAUUCCAUACCGUGUUGUUAUAAUACCAAUGAAGAAGCUGAGCAUUGCAAUGGCAACAGUUGACCCUUGGGUGUGUGUGUCAGGAGAACUGGGUGAUUCAGGAGUUAGGCAGAUCCCGAAGAAUUCACAAGAGAUCUUUUUCCAGUGCAAGAACCUGGGCAGGCUGAGCACUCUGCAGCUGGGACAGGAGAACUCCGGCUUGCUGGCUAAGUGUCUGAUUGACUGUGUGAUGGUGUAUAAUGAGAUCACAGGACACACCUACAAGUUUCCAUGCGGCCGAUGGCUGGGGAAAGGCGUGGGCGACGGCAGUUUGGAAAGAGUUCUCAUUGGUCAGCUGGUGUCACCUGGUGGAGAGGAGGAUGCUGGAAGGUGGACAGGGACGCCUCCGGAGCUGGCCUCUCCUUCUCAGAGUGUGCGGGCAGUGUUGGGGUCGCUUGGCAGCCGAAGCAGAAUGCUCUCUGUUGAAGUACAAGAGGACAUGAGGGAGGCAGCAAAUAACCUUGUUAAACACUUCCACAAACCCGAACAAGAGAGGGGCAACUUGACAGUCUUGUUAUGUGGUGAAGGAGGUCUGGUGCUUUCCUUGGAGAAGUUCCUCCUGCACGGGUUCAAAUCUAACCGUCUUUUCCAGAGGAAUGUGUUUGUUUGGGACUUUGUGGAGAAGUCAGUGGUUUCCAUGGAGACAGCUGAUCAGAUGGGUGACCUGCAUGGAUCAACAUUGACAAGGGGUCCACCUUGCGAUUUACUGUGCCACUACGUCAAUGCCAUCAAUGCCUCGCCACGAAACAUUGGAAAAGAGGGAAAGUUCCAGCUGUUGGUCUGCUUGGGAAUCCGGGACCGGCUACUCUCUCAUUGGCUCCCCCUGCUGGCAGAGUGUCACCUGACAGCGCGGACGUACGAGGAAGGUGCUCUGCUGCGGGACCGAGCUGCCGUGCACUCCCUCUCCCGCAUCCUGCACACACUCAAUGAGUUUGCCAUUACCCUGGAAACUGCACUGGUCAAAGGAGUUGACCUCUGACCGUGACAGAUAAGCCCCUUCUCUGUAACCUAACACAGGAAUGCAGAUGUGUUAAAAUAUUCAUCUUUCCAUUUGUGGGAAAAGGAAGUACAUCCAGACACUUCAAAAAUGCGACUUUAUCAUAAAAGAGGACAGUGGACUGGAUGAAGUCACUGGCAACUCGAGCUCCAAACAUAUUGCCUUGUUCCCUGAUGUAAAUGUCUUACAUACUAUACUGUAUUUGCUUCAGGAAAUAGUCAGAUUUUUCCUAUGCUUGUUGACACUGUGAAAUCCAUUUCCUCAAGGAGAAAUAGAGAGUCAUUCAUUAUCCCACAUAUUAGAUAUUUUCACAGCUCCCACCAUUAACUGUAUCUGACCCUAGGACAACUAUAAAUCUCCUACAACUGCUGUAUUGCUUGCACUUGAACUUUAAACUAAGCACAUGCAUGGCCAAAUUCUCUUUGUUUGUUUUAUGUCUUAGUGUGUUGUGAUCUGAAACUUCAGGACUCAGGCCUUAUUAUACACAUUUUUUCUUGACUUCAUUCAUUGGAUAUCUUAAUAAAUAUACUACAGAAAGA
Molecule: messenger RNA, 4584 nt
Organism: Perca flavescens (yellow perch)
Lineage: Eukaryota; Metazoa; Chordata; Actinopteri; Perciformes; Percidae
Product: DENN domain-containing protein 5B
Exons: 21
Coding region: 254-4027 (1257 amino acids)
Molecular function (GO): small GTPase binding; guanyl-nucleotide exchange factor activity
Source: RefSeq, a predicted model, not a curated record